Plasmodium knowlesi strain H is the source of this 618-nucleotide messenger RNA. RefSeq lists its product as uncharacterized. The record is from RefSeq and is a predicted model, not a curated record. Lineage: Eukaryota; Apicomplexa; Aconoidasida; Haemosporida; Plasmodiidae. The transcript has 3 exons. Bases 1 to 618 code for a protein of 205 amino acids.
AUGCCAAAACAAAGAGGAUUCCGCCCCCAGGGGUUAAUAGCCCCCAUACAGAGGGUCAAGUACACUGGGCCAACAAUAAAGGAUAAAAUAAACCGAGAAAGCAGGCCAACAUGGGAUGACUUGAAAGACAGAAUUAAGAACCAAGAAGGAUGUAAAAUGUUGGAGGAAUAUGAAAAUGCUAAAUAUAUUGAAGAACUUAACAAGAACAGAGCGGAAAAAAUAAAGCAGCAGGAAAAGAGGUACAUAAAGAAGCUAAAAAAGGAGUAUAAAAAUAAGCGCAGGAAUAAAAGUGACAGUCGAAGUAGGAGCGACGACAGUGCUACUUCCUCAGACGAUGACUUGAAAAAGAAAAAGGAGAAGAAAGGGGAGAGAGAAAAAAAAAAAAAAAAUCACAAACAUUCGACCAGACAUAAGCGAAAGGAGUCCCAUUCUAGUAGCGAAGACGGGCAUUCAAGCGACUCCUCUUCGAGCCAUGAAAAAAAGAAAAGGAAAAAGAAAAGAAGGCGUUCCUCGUCUGAGUCCAGUUCAAGUGACUCUAGUGGCUGUCCGCGCAAAAGGCGAGAAAAAAACGACGGGGUAAAUCCAUAUAAGUUAUCAAGCUUCUUUAAAAUGAAGUGA